Molecule: messenger RNA, 4155 nt
Organism: Punica granatum (pomegranate)
Lineage: Eukaryota; Viridiplantae; Streptophyta; Magnoliopsida; Myrtales; Lythraceae
Source: RefSeq, a predicted model, not a curated record
UUACCUGGCGCCAAAAAUUUCCCGGGACCGCUGAAGCGGAUAGUUAACUAACACACACCAAUCAAACAAACAACUAGAAAUAAUACAAUUUGAUAUAUGUUAGAUUUUUUAUUUUAUUUUUUUGAAUAUUACAUUAAUCUAAAGACGAAUUGCUUAACCCUCGUGACCCUAAAGUAGUGGUUUAGGGACCAUUAUCUGAAAUUUUGGUCCUGACAUUAUAAUUUUGUUCAAACAAUAAUGAUGAUUAUCGACAUAUACAUAAUGUCUAGUUUCUAGUAACUAGCUUCUUCCGAUUUGCCCCUGUUGGUUAUGUUGUCAGUGGCUCUACAAUCCCUUUAAUUCAUGGGGCGAUAGAAGUGGCAUUUCCAAGACUGAAACACGUGACGCAUUAUGGAGGGUUGUACAAUCCGACUCGUAUACAUAUGUUCGUGUAAUAAUGGAUCACAUCUUGUAAUUUGAAAGGGAAACCUGAAUUAUAGUAUUUAUUUGUAGUUAGAAUUAUAAUAAUUGCAAAAAUAAGUUUUUAGAAAAUUCAAUGAGCCGGAGCUUAUUUAUUUAAUUUUAAUUAAUUAAUUAAUUUACAUUCAUUUAUUUAUUUUAUAUUUAUUCGAACUCCAUUCUUUGACUGCUUCCUUCUCUGACUGAACCGAGUGAGACUCAGAGAGGAACUUACGAAGAAGGAGAAGAAGGAGACGGCCAGUGAAGCAUUUUCUUCGGAGGAUCAUUUCUCCGACAGCUCACCGCUGAAUCGUCUCUCUUCGAUUCUCCCGGGAAAUCGACCCGCAAUUCUCCCGGAAAAGCUCGAACGUUGACCUUAACGAAGCCGCUUGUUGACUAGCACCAACAGGUCAUCUGGUGUAUGAUAGCUACUUACCUGCUACUAAUAGUUUAAUGAGCGCUUAAAAGGAUUUCCAACUUCUAGAUUAAACAAUCCUGUCUCAAGCGGAAGAAUGGUCAAGGAUGUGAUUCUCAGCGCCUCACUUGCUCCUGCCUCUGAGUUACUCUCUCAUGUUAUAGUCGCUAUAUAUGAAACCGCUCAUGCAGCUACAGAAGUCCUUAUACAGAAGGAGAACUUCAGGAGAUUCUCGGUCUACUUAGAAAACACGGGGCUUAUGUUGAAAGAGCUGUUGCGGCAUGAUCUAGAUUGUUCUGAAAGCUUGAAGAAUGCCAUAGAGAUCCUCGAUCGAGAAGUAAAGGCAUCUAAGGGGCUUGCUAGAGAUUGCAGCAGAAGAAACAAGGUAUAUCUCUUAGUUCAUUGUAGACAAAUUGUCGAGUCCAUAGAAAGAAGCACGAGGGAGAUUGCUCAGGCUCUGAGCCUCUUACCUUUGGCCUCGUUAGAUGUGUCACUUGGAAUUCGAGAAAAAAUUGACAGUCUCUGUAAGAAAAUGCUCGAAGCCGAGUACUCUGCAGCGUUAUCAGAAGAAGAGAUCCUUUUAAAAAUUGAGUCAGGAAUUCGAGAGAGGAGAAUGGACAGGGCCUAUGCAAAUGAUCUAAUGGCUCAAAUAGCCGAGGCAAUUGGGAUUGAUCAUGAGAACUUGGCUAUAAGGAAGGAGUUUGAAGAGUUCAGGAAGGAGAUACAGGAUGUUGAGGUGAGAAAGGACAGGGCUGAGCAGCUUCAGAUGGAGCAGAUCAUCGCAUUGCUUGAGAAGGCUGAUGUUGUGAUGUCUCAUGCAGACAAGGAGAGGAAGUAUUUGGAGACCAGGAACUUUGUCAGGGGACAACCUUUGGAACCACUCUGCUCAUUCUACUGCCCAAUCACGCUUGAUGUGAUGGUGGAUCCCGUGGAAACAUCCUCUGGUAUGACUUUUGAGAGGCAGGCAAUUGAGAAGUGGUUUGCCCUCGGGAACAAUACCUGUCCCUUGACUCAAAUACCAAUUGAGAACACAGUCCUUCGUCCGAAUAAGAACCUGAGGCAGUCGAUUGAGGAAUGGAAGGAUCGCAAUACAAUGAUCAUGAUUGCUUCAAUUAAGCCUAAACUCAGCUUGGAUGAUGAGAAGGAGGUGAUUCAGUGCCUUGAACAGCUCGAAGAGCUUUGCCUAGACAAAGAACAGCACAGAGAAUGGGUUGCUCUUGAGAAUUAUGAAUCAGUUCUUGUCAGAAUUCUCAGCUCAAAAAAUGCCGAUGUCAGGAGGCAUGCCCUGACCAUGCUUCAUAUUCUUGCUAAAGACAGUAACGAGAAUAAGGAGAAGAUCUGUGCUGUAGAGAAUGCUCUCGGAUGUAUUGUUCGGUCUCUCUCACGGCACAUGCGGGAAAGUAAAUUAGCAGUGCAGUUGCUUCUGGAACUAUCGAAGUGUACUGCAGCACGGGAGACUAUGGGGGAUGUCCGAGGUUGCAUUUUUUCACUGGUAACGCUAUCAAAGAAAGAGGAUAAUGAGGUCUCUGAAGAUGCUCGAUGCCUUUUGGAGAUUCUCGCUUCCCAAAAUCAGAACGUGGUGCACAUGGCAAAUGCUAACUACUUUAAACCAUUGCUGCAUCUACUCACUUCAGGAGCGGACGAUACUAAGAUGGCCAUGGCCAAGACUCUAUCUGAAAUCGAGCUAACCGAGCGCCAGAAGCUGUCCCUCUUUGAGCUUGGGGCAUUUGGCCCACUUCUACAUUUGCUCUCUCAAAAUAAUUUAGACAUGAAGCAAGUCUCCGUGAAGUGCCUCCAGUGCCUAUCAAGCAUACCACGGAACGGACUGCAGAUGAUCAAGGAAGGAGCCAUGGGCCCACUGCUCGAACUUCUCUACCGUCACAGCCUACCAUCGCCCACCUUAAGGGAACAUGUGGCAGCAACCAUCAUGCACCUUGCCCAGUCGACCAUGCUUGAGGGAGGAGAACCUGAUCAGUCUGAUGUCGUCCCAUUGUUGGAAUCAGAGGAUGAUAUCUUCAAGCUUUUCUCGUUGAUAUCCCUGACGGGGCCCAAUAUACAAGGGAACAUCCUCCGGGCCUUUCACGCUAUGUGCCAAUCUCCGUUCGGUACUGACACGAGGAAAAAGUUAAGACAGCUCUCUGCCAUCCAAUUAUUAGUCCAGUUCUGCGAGGCCCCCAACCUUACGGUUCGGGCAAAUGCUGUGAAGCUGUUCUGUUGUUUGAUGGAAGACGGCGAUGAUGCCAGCUUUUCGGAGCACGCGGACCAGAGAUGUGUGGAGAGCUUGCUCAGAAUAACAGAAUCUUCAGCUGAUGUGGACGAGGUUGCUUCAGCUAUGGGCAUAAUCUCCAACCUCCCCAGAGAUCCCGAGAUAACCAAGUGGCUUCUGGAUGCUGAGGCUCUCAACGUCAUUGUGAAUUUCCUUUCCGAUGAGAAUCGAAAUGACUCGAACAAGAGGCGGGUUGUGGAGAAUUCCCUUGGGGCCCUCUGUCGUUUCACAGCCCCUGAGAACCCGGAAUUCCAGAAGAGAGUGGCUGAUAUUGGCAUUAUCCCUGUCCUUGUGAAGUUCCUUGUAAGUGGGACAAGGUUGAUGAAAAAAUCCUCAGCCAUCUCGCUGAAACAGUUGUCCAAGAGUUCCUUCGCACUUAGCAGGCAUGUUAAGAGAGCCGGGCUUCUUGGGGGUUGCUGCCGGGCGCCCCCCGAGGCUUUUUGCCCGGCCCACAGGGGUAUCUGCUCAGUUGAGUCCUCAUUCUGUCUCAUUGAGGCCCACGCUCUCGAGCAUCUAGUCAGGCUGCUAGAAGCCACCGACCCUGGAGUCUGUGAAGCUUCUCUUGAAGCACUCUUGACUCUUAUCGAUGGGGACGCAUUGCUGAGGGGAAGUAAGGUGCUAGCUGAAGCAAAAGGGAUAGCUCCCAUUAUAAAGUUAUUGAGUUCCUCUUCUCCAAGGCUGCAGGACAAGUCUUUGAGGGCUCUGCAUAGACUGUUUGGGUUGGCCGAGAUCCGGCAAAAGUUUGGGGUUUUGGCCCACAUGGCCUUAGUCGAGAUCACUCAGAAGGACGAGAGCGGGAUGAAAUCAAUGGCUGCUAGGGUACUUGCCCAAUUAGAUGUUCUGCAAGAUCAAUCAUCCUUCUUUUAGUUAGUCUCGACAGUUAUACAGAAGAAAAAUUCUUUUGCGUAUAGCAAUUCAAUUAGUUUCGCUGUAGGUAUCCCAAUUCUAUCUUGUAUCUUUAUAGUGUUUCACUAGAUUUGAUUCAAUGCACAUUCAUUGAAUUAUGAGCAGAGACAAAAAUAAGUUUUUUUUUCAA